Molecule: messenger RNA, 1716 nt
Organism: Diaporthe citri
Lineage: Eukaryota; Fungi; Ascomycota; Sordariomycetes; Diaporthales; Diaporthaceae
Exons: 1
Coding region: 1-1716 (571 amino acids)
Source: RefSeq, a predicted model, not a curated record
AUGAUGCGUAUCAAGCAUAUUCGUGCACCGGUCGUCAGCAAGCUCAAACGCAAGGCCGACACCGACGUUCCCACCUGUAUGAAUGGCCGCCCAACCAAACGACACCAGAUCGUCGACGACAGCCUGAUUGAAGGCUUUGCCAAGCUCCUUGCCCAACGCUACCUCGACGGCCUUCCGCAAGAGAUCCUCCUCAACAUCUUCCAGCACUUUGCCGAGCCCUGGGUCCUGACCGACGGCCUUGCCGACUGGGAGGUGUACAUGCUCGACCGAGAGAGCAGGAUCAGGCAGCAGACCCUCAUCUCACUCACCAAGACAUGCCGCCGCCUCAACCUGCCUGCUACGAGCAUUCUCUAUCGAUGCGCCCACCUUCCGACGCACAGGUCGGUCCUCCACUUCCUCAACUCCCUUCGCAUCCAGCCGAACCUCGCCGAGCUGGUCAAACAGAUCUCAUGCCCCCACGAGGUUCUGAUGUCUCUCACCUACGCGUUAAUCCGACCCCCUGGCGACGAAAGCUCGUCCGGCACCGCACUCGUCCGUCGAAUGGGAUGUUCGAUCGGAAUUCCACGCGACGUUGAUCAGCCUUUCCAGUGGUACUACGCGUACUACCGCAUUGCUGUGCACCGCAAAGUCCUUGACUGGAUUUUGGAACGCGCACCAGGAAUCAGGGCUCUCUCGGUGACCUGUCACAGCCCAUGGCACAGGAGCCACCCGAUCAGCCACCUGCCGCUGGAGCAUCUCUCAAAGCUGAGCAUCGCCAUGCCAGCCCAGCCCGAGGCCUUCAUGAGGGACCCGAGUGGUGAAUACCCCAUAGUAACAUGGCUGACUAAAUCUGCCCUCGGCCAGUACCGUGCCCUCAAGCAGCUGGAGCUCCUCCACCCUCGCGGGAAAUGGAUUGCCCGUCUCGUGACCGUCGAGGCUACCGCCGAUCCAGGCUCCAAUUGCAUCGAGAAGUACGUCGAGUCGCUGACGACACUCAGGCGGACCGGCGGCGCAUUCGCCGAGUGGGACCUCUUGAGCCUGCAGCAAGACAUCUUCAGCCCAGCGCACUUCCACACUCUCGACUACGCGGGCCAGAGCCGGCGAUGCACAGGAGCCUGCUCAAAGAUCCAGGCGUCUGGCUGGGACAUCAACCGCUUCCUAGCGACCACGGGCCGGGGCACCAGACAACUGGAUCUCGACUGGGAGAACGACCACAUCCAACUGGGCCAGCUGGGGCCUACGGGCACACUCACAUCGCUCCCGAUGCUCGCGAACCUGACCCACCUCACCGUGUCGAUGCAGGUCCUCUUCCAGCAGCAGUUCAUCUUCUACAACCAGCUCAACACCAUCCUCGACGACCCGGGCGCCGAGCUCGCGCGCAUGUUCCCGCCCUCCCUGCGCGUCCUCCGCAUCAGCGAGUUCAUGCUCGGCGUGCUGCGGCCCCGGGACCCGGGCGCCGAGGACCGCAGCGUCGGCAGCUACAACGGCCUGCUGUUCCGGUUCGUGGAGCUCCUGCGCGCCCACUGGCUCGACGCCCGCGGCGACAGGGAGCUGUGGUUCAGGUACUGCCUCAGGCUGGAGCGCCACCCGCGCAUGGCCGGCGAGAGGUCGCGCUGCAUGCUGAGGUGGCUCGUCAGCCCCCAGCGGCACCAGGACGUGGGCAGGGGGUUCGCGCGCGUGUGGCGCAUGCUUCCUCCUUGUGCUGCUGCCGUCCGCGAGCGGGGCGAGGCGAGAUGA